AUGCCAGAAGCGUUGAACAAGGCCUCUUGGAAACUGUAUUAUGUCUUUGGAGCUAUUAAUCUGGGUAUCUCCGUUGUGACGUAUCUGUUUUAUCCGGAGACGGCGCAGAAGUCGCUCGAGGAGUUGGAUUUGCUAUUUACCCCGAAUAGGAGGAUACUGGCUUGCUUGGAUCGGGAGGCGUGUCGGAAGGGGACAAUGUUGGGCUCGGGUUUGGAGGGUGGGGUGGAGGUUGCGAGGGAGUUGCAGCCUGCGUUGGUUAUGGGGGUUGUUGUGGACGAGAAGGCGAUGGUCAGGGAGGAGGAGAGGGUUUAG
Messenger RNA from Aspergillus heteromorphus CBS 117.55, 312 nucleotides. RefSeq lists its product as uncharacterized. The transcript has a single exon. NCBI's taxonomy places the organism in Eukaryota, Fungi, Ascomycota, Eurotiomycetes, Eurotiales, Aspergillaceae. The coding region runs from base 1 to 312 and encodes 103 amino acids. The record is from RefSeq and is a predicted model, not a curated record.